Camelina sativa (false flax) is the source of this 2161-nucleotide messenger RNA. Its product is annotated as protein NRT1/ PTR FAMILY 5.9-like. Lineage: Eukaryota; Viridiplantae; Streptophyta; Magnoliopsida; Brassicales; Brassicaceae. Gene Ontology annotation, molecular function: transmembrane transporter activity. Gene Ontology annotation, cellular component: membrane. Gene Ontology annotation, biological process: transmembrane transport. The record is from RefSeq and is a predicted model, not a curated record.
AUUAAUGGAAGUUCCCAAAUACCCCAAAGCUAAUGAUUUUUGUUUUCUUUUUACUCGUAUGAUUUCAAGUCUUUAUAAAUACGAAAAUCAAUCUCACAAAUCAUCAACAAUAACCUUAAUAAAUCUCCACUCUCUUCUUACAUGUACAACAACAAAAUAACCAAACAUCUUUUCUCCCCUUCUCUGUCUCUCUCUCUACACUACCCACACAGACAAUAAACAGAUAAAGACAGUCAGUCUCUAAUGGAUUUAGAACAGAAGACAAGAGGACUUAGCAAGUCAUGUGCUCUUCUCAUAGUGAUUGCGGGAAUGGAGAGAUAUGCAUUCAAAGGAGUUGCAUCAAACUUAGUGACAUAUCUAACAGAUGUAGUGAAGAUGAGUAAUUCAAGAGCAGCUAAAACAGUUAACACUUGGGCUGGUUUCACUUCUAUGCUGCCUCUCUUCUCUGCUCCUUUGGCUGAUACUUAUUGGGACAGAUUCUUCACUAUCCUCGCUUCUUCUUCUGUCUACUUUGUGGGGCUAGUGGGAUUGACAUGGACAGCAUUUGCUGGGUCACGUUCAGCUACUAAGACGAUCUCUACGUGUUUUCUCUACUCUUCACUAUGUCUUGUCUCAAUCGGUUUAGGCGUUCUAAACCCUUCUCUUCAAGCCUUUGGUGCAGACCAGCUUGACCACGACCUUGAUAAGAAUUCCGAGUUUUUCUCGGGUGAUCAAAAGGAGGCUAAAGCUACCCGAAAGACUCAGUUUUUCCAAUGGUGGUACUUUGGCGUCUGCACCGGAAGCCUUAUGGGUGUCACAGUCAUGGCUUAUAUUCAAGACACUUUUGGUUGGGUUCUCGGUUUUGCUAUUCCCGGAAUCGCAAUGUUCCUACUGAUCUUGAUGUUCUUGUCGGGUUGCGGAAUCUAUGUUUAUUCUUCGGGUGGUGGUCUGAAGAUGAAAACAACUACUACACCUUUUGAGAAGAUCCUUAAAUUCAUUCAAGGGAGAGUAGUGAAGACGAAGAAAAACAUAUAUACACUUGCAGAUGAGAAAGAUUUGGAUGCUAUGGAGCUUGAGCUACAAGAGAGGCCUCUCUGUAACUGUGAUGAUAGCACUGAGACCAAAGACGUUGAGGCUGCUUCAACAACCACCAAAGGAUUGGGAGAAGAGGAGAGCUUGAAAACGGUUUUCUCUGGGCUUGAUAAUGUGAAGUCAGUGAUUCGCCUUUUGCCCAUAUGGACGAUGCUUCUCAUGUUUGCGGUUAUCUUCCAGCUGCCAGCAACUUUUUUCACCAAACAAGGUAUGACUAUGAAGCGAAACAUUGGGACCAACUUCAGAAUCCCACCUGCAACCCUGCAAAGCACGAUCACGUUAUCCAUCAUCCUUCUUAUGCCAUUAUACGAUAAGAUUUUGAUACCUAUUACCAAGAGAAUCAAGAAAAACGGUAAAGGCAUCUCUGUGAUGGAGAGAAUGGGAGUCGGAAUGUUUCUAUCCAUCAUCGCCAUUGUUAGAGCGGCAAUAGUCGAAAGGAAAAGACUAGACAUAAGCCAAAAGAUGAAGACUUUACCUGAUUAUGAUCCAGAAACCGUCCCACUGAGCAUCUUCUGGCUGCUCCCUCAGUAUAUCCUCUUGGGAAUCUCGGAUAUUUUCACUGUCGUUGGUAUGCAAGAGUUUUUCUACAGCGAGGUUCCUGUUAGAAUGAGAACAAUGGGAUUUGCACUCUACACAAGCGUUUUUGGUGUUGGAAGCUUUGUGAGCGCUGCGCUGAUCUCAGUCGUGGAGGCUUACUCGAGCUCAACAGGGGACUGCCAAAACUGGUUUGCGGAUGAUAUGUCGAAAGCUCGGCUUGACAAUUACUACUGGCUACUUGCUGUUACAAGUACAAUAAGCUUUGUUGUCUACAUAGUUCUAUGCAAGUUUUUCAAGAGUAGCAGUGAUCAAGGCGAUGCAAAAGAAGAAGCCCCUAAAUGAAAAGAAGACCAACUUCGAUUCCUUUGACACAGUCAGACUUAGAUAACUGUUUGCCACAAGAUUCCACGAUAGAUUACACUGUAGUGUAGUAGGUUUAGAACUAACUAGCGAACCAUGAAGAAAAGGAAGAAAACCGUUCUCUACAAGAUCUUAAUUCAUAAAAAAACAAUCUCUUCUACUAUCAAAUGCAAAUGAUUCAACAUUAUUAUUA